AAUUGACAUAGGAGCAAUCAGCAGUGCUUGUGCUUACUAUUUUCAAUUUUUCAGUCAAAUUUUCAGUAGUAUCGUAAAUAGUACCAAAAAUCAAAAUACAAUAAGAAAUUUUUUAAGAAAAAAAUUUUUUUUUCUGUAUUUCGUGUUUAACGAAGACUUUUGUAUGAGUAGUAGCACUGUAAGCGGUAAAGAUGUCAUUGUAUGAUGAUCUUGAUACAAUAAAAGCUCGAACAACAGAAAAAGUCGCAGGAUGGUCUUCAGGAAUUAAAUUAUUGCAAUCUCAAUUGCAACUAAAAAAAGCUGCAAUUACCCAGCCAAAAAGGGAGGCUCUAAGACGAUCUAAUCAGGUUCUAACUCCUGUCAUAGAUCUGAAAAGUAAACAGAAAGAUGAAGACGAACCCAACUCAGACAGUCCAAAGAGUCAAUCUAAAGUGUUGUCAGCAACAUUGAAUGUCCGAGAUUUUGACUGGAAUGUUGCAAAUGAGUAUGAUCCCAUGUGGCCCAAUGACUAUGAAAAAGUUGCUAAAGGUAUUAUGCAAGCCAAAAGACUUCAAACUGAUGGAGGAGAUAGAGACAGAUCAGAUAGAAAACGUAAAUCACGCUUUGGUGACGAAGAAGAUGCUAUCCCUGAGAAGACACUUAUACCAAUGCAACCAGAAGAAGAGGAAGCGGAGGAGAUAUCAAAAAGAGCAGCUGGUGCAGCGAUAGCACCACCACCUUCUCUUACUGCAGAAACACCCUCACCACCGCCAAUGCUUCCCACACCUUCCCCUGGCUUUUCAAUUGGUGGAUAUGGAGCUAGCUCUGUUGCUGCCAAAAUUAUGGCCAAAUAUGGUUUUAAAGAAGGUCAAGGUCUAGGGAAGAAAGAGCAAGGCAUGUCAGUCGCACUGCAAGUUGAAAAGACUUCCAAAAGGGGUGGACGAAUUAUACAUGAGAAAGACAGUGGUUCUAUGCCACCACCCAGUUUUGCUAUGCCAGCACCCCCAGGUCCAGAUUCACCAAAUUCACAAGCAAAACAAGAGCCAUCUAUUACAGAAAUUAUGAAGUCACCUAGCAAAGUUGUUUUACUUCGGAAUAUGGUGGGCCCAGGUGACGUAGAUGAUGAAUUGGAACCAGAAGUUAAAGAUGAAUGUAACACAAAAUAUGGGGAAGUAGUAAAAGUAGUAAUUUUCGAGAUGCCUAAUGCGCCCUCAGAUGAAGCAGUUCGGAUAUUCGUUGAAUUUAAGAGGAUCGAAAGUGCUAUAAAAGCUGUAGUUGACCUGAAUGGUAGAUUUUUCGGCGGUAGACAAGUAAAAGCUGGAUUUUAUAGUGUGGAAAAGUUUAAUGCAUUACAAUUGACUGAAUAAUAAAUUCUUAAUGAGUA
This is a messenger RNA of Colias croceus (clouded yellow), 1363 nucleotides long. It is a transcript of the gene Spf45, whose product is annotated as splicing factor 45. Bases 192 to 1346 code for a protein of 384 amino acids. Gene Ontology annotation, biological process: mRNA cis splicing, via spliceosome; alternative mRNA splicing, via spliceosome. The transcript is spliced from 7 exons. Gene Ontology annotation, cellular component: precatalytic spliceosome. The record is from RefSeq and is a predicted model, not a curated record. Gene Ontology annotation, molecular function: RNA binding. NCBI's taxonomy places the organism in Eukaryota, Metazoa, Arthropoda, Insecta, Lepidoptera, Pieridae.